UUCCUUUCUUCCCCUCUUUCGCUAUCGAGAGCCCCCUCGCGUUUGUUCGCUCAACCGGCGCCUUGCUAAAUCAGGAGAACCAAAAAAAAAAGGCUAAUCCAGAGGAGCUUAUGCUCGUGGGCCACACGUAAAAUGCUGAUCGGCUUUGGAGAGGACUCGCAUCUCUUUGAAGCCGUUGGAUGACGAGACAAGUUGCGGAAGUGAACCACGCGCCCACAAGCGUUAGCUAGUAGAGUGGUAGCCCGAGGCGCACGAUAAACACUGGCUCUUCUCUAAGUCGGCUAGAGAACGCCGAACUCCCCAACGGAUUUUGAUUGACAAUACAUGGAAGACUAGAGGUAGUGGAUGAUACAUUCUGGUUUUGAGGAAUCUGUCUUGACGAUUUGAGGAGAGGUGGUGGUGAACAAUGUCCACCAGGAGUGAACAUCAAACUGUCCCGCUCUCGGUGCUGUUGAAGCGGGAAUUGGCCAGUGAGAAGAUUGAGAAACCUGAUAUUAUACAUGGACAGGCCAGCCAAAGCAAGAAAGGGGAGGACUUCACUUUACUCAAGACCGAAUGCCAAAGGGUGGUUGGAGAUGGGGUUUCUACAUACUCGGUUUUUGGGCUAUUUGAUGGACAUAAUGGAUCUGCAGCUGCUAUAUACUCAAAAGAGAAUCUUCUAAACAAUGUUUUAGCUGCUAUUCCUCCAGAACUUAGCAGAGAUGAGUGGGUAGCUGCCUUACCUAGGGCUUUGGUUGCAGGGUUCGUUAAGACAGAUAUAGAUUUCCAAGAGAAAGCACGAACUUCAGGAACAACUGUUACCUUUGUUAUAAUAGAAGGAUGGGUGGUAACUGUUGCUUCCGUUGGUGAUUCACGGUGCAUACUUGAAUCUGCUGAAGGUGAUAUAUACCAUUUGUCAGCAGACCAUAGACUUGAAUGCAAUGAAGAGGAGAGAGAUCGUAUCACUGCAAGUGGGGGUGAGGUCGGUCGACUGAAUACAGGUGGUGGUGCAGAGAUUGGUCCUUUGAGAUGCUGGCCUGGUGGCUUGUGCCUUUCACGAUCCAUUGGUGAUAUGGAUGUUGGAGAGUUCAUUGUUCCGGUUCCUUAUGUAAAGCAAGUGAAGUUGUCUACAGCUGGUGGUAGGCUCAUAAUUUCAAGUGAUGGUGUCUGGGAUGCUUUAUCACCUGAAAUGGCUUUUGAUUGUUGUCGUGGGAUGCCAGCAGAUGCAGCAGCUACUCAAGUUGUUAAGGAAGCUUUACAUGUAAAGGGACUGCGAGAUGAUACUACUUCCAUUGUGAUUGAUAUACAACCACCAGAAAAGGUACCUGCUGCUCCUUUGCCACCACCAAAGAAGCAGGGAAAAGGGGUUUUCAAGUCCAUGUUUCGCAAGAAGCCGUCAGAGUCAUCUUCUCAUGUUGACAAAGAAUAUAGUGAACCAGAUGUGGUGGAGGAGUUAUUUGAGGAAGGAUCUGCUAUGCUUGCCGAAAGGCUAGAUGCGAAAUACCCGAUAUGCAACGUGUUUAAGUUGUUCAUGUGUGCAGUUUGUCAAGUAGAGAUGAAACCUGGAGAGGGUAUAUCUAUACACGCUGGUUCAUCUAAUGCAGGAAAAUUACGCCCCUGGGAUGGCCCCUUCCUUUGCUCAAGUUGCCAGGAGAAGAAAGAAGCCAUGGAAGGGAGAAGAGGAGAUGGAUCUAGGUAUAGUAGUGGAAGUGACUAGCCAAUCCUCCUCAACUACAUUUGCAUUCCACGAGCACUAACAAUUAUUUAUUUAAUAGCUUAAAUCGGAAACAGGGACCUCUCUUUCCCCUCCAUUUCCUUUUGAGGGAUUUGAGCAUUUGGAUUCAUUUUGAUAUUCUAUUUCAGCAACCAUCAAGAUCUCUUUCUAAUGUUUCCAAGCUGAGCCAGAAAACUGGAGUUAGAGCUGGUUAUUUGUUGUCUGAGAAUCUGUUUCCAACUUGGGAAGCGACAACACAUUCUGCCUAGGCCCCUUUGAAAGAUGUGUGGAAAGUCUUGAACAACUCACCACUGCACUAAAAGGCACUUGAGGUGAUAAAUAUUUAGUUCUGUAUCCAUUCCAUUGUAUACUGGUUCUUCCAUUUCAUAGAGCUAACAGUGAAUGCAAUCAGCCUUCAGUAUUAUAUUACUCUAUGUAGGGAGUUUCUAUAAGAACUCUAACACGGAUUCAUUCCGAUCUCUGGAAAAACUCGUGCGAUCAGCUUUCAGAAUUGAAUUUGUUCAUGUGUCAUUGAUUUGAUGUUUCCUUUGAUGAGGUUAAGCGUAAAUAGGAGAAUUGGAAAUUUGUUUAUUUGCAAAAACAAAGUUUUUAGUCUUUGUUACUCA
Molecule: messenger RNA, 2319 nt
Organism: Vitis riparia (riverbank grape)
Lineage: Eukaryota; Viridiplantae; Streptophyta; Magnoliopsida; Vitales; Vitaceae
Product: probable protein phosphatase 2C 12
Exons: 10
Coding region: 407-1696 (429 amino acids)
Biological process (GO): protein dephosphorylation
Molecular function (GO): protein serine/threonine phosphatase activity
Source: RefSeq, a predicted model, not a curated record